UCCUUUUACAUCUAAUCUUGAAAGCUCAUUCCACCUAUAAAUACCAUCUUUAGCUCUUGCAUUUUGCCUCAGACACACUCCAAAUUAAGCUAUCUACUAGCUAAUAGAUCUUGUUCGUUGUUUAGAUAUUUUUCUUACUUAAAUCCUUAAAUACGGAAAAUGGGUGUUUUGACUUAUGAGUCUGAGGUUGUUAGUGCUGUCCCUGCAGCCAAGUUGUUCAAGGUUUUUCUGUUUGAAUCCCACAUCUAUGCCCCUAAGAUUCUGCCUCAAACCAUCAAGAACAUUGAGAUCCUUCAAGGUGAUGGAGGCGUUGGAACCAUUAAAAAAACCAACUUUGCAGAUGGGUUUGAAGUGAAAUACAUAAAGCACAAGAUUGAUGCAGUAGACAAGGACAAUUUCACAUUUAAGUACACAUCGUUUGAAGGUGAGCCAUGGCUAGAUACCCUUGAUAAAGUUGUAUAUGAGACGCAAGUAGUGCCUACCCCUGAUGGAGGAUCCGUCACCAAGUUCACCACCAACUACUCUCCAAAAGGUGAUGCUGAGCUUGACGUUAACAUUGUCAAGAGGGGAGAUGAUAAUGCCAUAGGAAUGUUCAAGGCUGUCGAAGCCUACCUCUUGGCAAAUCCUGAUGUUUAAACAAGAAAAUCAAACCCCACGCCAUUAUGGUGAUCUUGUGUGCUAUUUUCUUGUUCAGCUAAAAACCAGCAAUCUUGCUUCCCCUUUUUCUUUUCCUUUUCAUUGCCAAAAUUACUUUUGGCGCAGUUGUAAGGUUUGUAUUGUGUGUGUGGAUGGUUUAGAGCCAUCAACUCAUGAUGAAUAUAAUAAGACAUCCUUUCCUUCUUAAUUUUUA
Molecule: messenger RNA, 850 nt
Organism: Jatropha curcas
Lineage: Eukaryota; Viridiplantae; Streptophyta; Magnoliopsida; Malpighiales; Euphorbiaceae
Product: major allergen Pru ar 1
Biological process (GO): defense response; abscisic acid-activated signaling pathway
Cellular component (GO): nucleus; cytoplasm
Molecular function (GO): protein phosphatase inhibitor activity; abscisic acid binding; signaling receptor activity
Source: RefSeq, a predicted model, not a curated record